AUGGGAGAAAAUAAAAAUUCAAACAGUUUAACUGAUGUUAUAAAGAACGUUAUUGACACCUUGGAACCUAUCAAAAAACCGAGUGAAGAAAAGGAAGAAGAUUAUCAUGAUAAAACAGACGAAAUUGAUGAAGACGAAGAAGAUGAGGGCAGUGAAUACGAGGUUGAAAACGACAGUGUCCAUAAUAAUGACCAUAACAUUAUUGUUAAUAUUGAUAUCAAUACAAAUGGUGGUCAUGAGGAAAUGCCCGAAAUAAAUGAUGACGACAAUAAUCCCAUCAAAUACCAUAGAUAUUAUCAUGGUCAACAUCGAGUGAGAGCUGAUCCAUUCUUUCAUUGA
Schistosoma spindalis is the source of this 339-nucleotide messenger RNA. The record is from the annotation of a GenBank genome assembly. Lineage: Eukaryota; Metazoa; Platyhelminthes; Trematoda; Strigeidida; Schistosomatidae.